Messenger RNA from Ipomoea triloba (trilobed morning glory), 444 nucleotides. RefSeq lists its product as uncharacterized. Bases 147 to 410 code for a protein of 87 amino acids. The record is from RefSeq and is a predicted model, not a curated record. NCBI's taxonomy places the organism in Eukaryota, Viridiplantae, Streptophyta, Magnoliopsida, Solanales, Convolvulaceae. The transcript has a single exon.
ACCAAACGAGUCUGCUCUGUCAGAAUACCUGGUUGAAACCCGAGAGUUUGUGGGAGUUACUGAUUUAAGUGAUUUGAUUUUACAGUUCCGAACGCAGCGAGAGAGAAGAAGGAGUAACUAAGAGUUUCGAUCGGAUCUCGGUGAGAAUGGCGAUGAGGACUUUCUACAACGAGAUAAAGGGGAUGAAAGUGAAGGAAGUGCCGGCGCACCUGAAGCCGAUGAUGUCCAUGGAUUACGUCAAGAGUGCGGCGAAGAGGGGAUUGGAUAACUACCACGCAAAGUACAUCCAGACUAACUCCAUCGACCCGCUCUAUCACGUCUGCUUCGGCGGCAUGCUUUUCUCAUACCUCGUCGCUCUCCCCGAGGAGCGCCGCCAUCUCGAGCAUCAGCAGCAUGCCGGCGGCCAUUGAUCUGUUUCCGUUCCGUUCCGAUCCUCCAAGGUGC